Messenger RNA from Lindgomyces ingoldianus, 3121 nucleotides. RefSeq names its product TPR-like protein. The coding region runs from base 29 to 2623 and encodes 864 amino acids. Gene Ontology annotation, cellular component: cytoplasm; membrane-bounded organelle; kinesin complex. The transcript is spliced from 3 exons. Gene Ontology annotation, molecular function: kinesin binding. Gene Ontology annotation, biological process: microtubule-based movement. The record is from RefSeq and is a predicted model, not a curated record. NCBI's taxonomy places the organism in Eukaryota, Fungi, Ascomycota, Dothideomycetes, Pleosporales, Lindgomycetaceae.
CGAAAAAGCACGCUCACCAAAAGACAGGAUGGAGAAAACGAGCGAGUUCCACGAUCUAGCCGAUGAUCACAUUGUCAUUGCAGGCCCACACAGUCUUGGCGGAGCGAUGGACUUCAACUUCAGCUAUCCGCCAAGACAAGACGGAUCUGCCUCUAAGCGCAAACUUCUGUGCAAUAGACUGCAAGACACGUCAAGCGACGAAGGCGCUUACCAUCUACUACGUGCUCCCGACUACAUACCCCUCUCAAUAACCCAAGCUACGACAUAUAUCAAUGGGCAUACGCCUCGAACCACAAUAUCCAGUUACCAAGACGAGUUCUACGACAGUAGUAGCAGCAAAGAGAACCUCCUCAAACUCGAUAGGGGAGAUCUUCGGCGGGAUGAAAGCGUAUUAAACUCAAUUGUGACAUCUUGGCAGAUAACAUUUGAGAGUGUCCGCAGAGAGAGGCGUUCUGCUGCAGACUUGUUAUCGCUUAUGAGCUUCUUUAACCCGCAAAAGAUUCCCGAAUUUGUUCUUCGCAAUUAUACGCGGAGUCUAAAGGGGAGAAUCCGCAAUGUGAGGCAUCUGUUCUCCACAUUACAUCAUCUAAAAGAUAGAAGAGGAAGUGGUGCUCAAAAAGGGUUUGACGGCGAUAUCGAGGUUUUACAGGCGUACUCCUUAAUAAGUGCGACCGCCGAGAAGGGCGUUUUGAAAAUGCACCCCCUAGUGCAGCUCUGCACAAGAGCAUGGCUAUCCUCAUCUAGAAAAGUGGGAAAUUGGGAGUUGACGUUCUUAGCGUCAAUGGCAAGAGAAUUCCGAUCUAGCAGCCUAGAGAACUGGGCGGAGUGUAAACAGCUGGUCCCGCACGUUGAAUCGUUUUAUUACGGCGAACUCGCUGGUAAGUCGUUGAAGAAGUGGAAUCAAGUGAUCGUAGAUAUAGUAUGGUUGCUACGGAAACAGGGGAAAUACAACGAAGCGGAGAAGCUGAGCCGGCGAGCGCUAGAAGGGAGGGAGAAGGAGCUAGGUGUACAGCACCCGCAUACACUGACGAGCGUGAACAACCUAGCGGGCAUACUGCAGGAGCAGGGGAAGUACGACGAAGCAGAAAAGCUGAGCCGGCGAGCGCUAGACGGGAUGGAGAAGGAGCUAGGUGUACAACACCCACAUACGCUAAUGACUGUGAACAACCUAGCGAGCAUAUUGCAGGAUCAGGGGAAGUACGACGAGGCAGAGAAGCUGAGCCGGCGAGCGCUAAAAGGGGGGGAGAAGGAGCUAGGUGUACAGCACCCAUGUACGUUGAAGAGCGUGAGCGGCCUGGCGUUAGUGCUGUGGUGUCAGGGGAAGUACGACGAAGCAGAGAAGCUGAAUCGGCGAGCGCUAGAAGGGUAUGCAAAGGGGCUAGGUGUACAGAAUCCUUCUACGCUAACAAGCCUGGGAAACCUAGCACUAUUACUGCAAGAUCAGGGGAAGUACGACGAAGCAGAGAGGUUGAACCGGCGAACGCUAGAAGGGUACGAGAAGGAGCUAGGCGUCCAGCACCUGCUUACGCUGACAAGCGUGGGAAACUUAGCAUCACUACUGGAAGGUCAGGGGAAGUACGACGAAGCAGAGAAGCUGAACCGGCGAGUGCUAGAAGGAUACGAGAAGGAGCUAGGUGUACAUCACCCACAUACGCUGACGAGCGUGAACCGCCUUGCGAUCGUACUGCGAGAUCAGGGGAAGUACGAAGAAGCAGAGAAGCUGAACCGGCGAGCACUAGAAGGAUACGAGAAGGAGCGGGGUGUACAGGACCCAUGUACGCUAGCAAGCAUGGGAAACCUAGCACUAGUACUGCAAGAUCGGGGGAAGUACGACGAAGCAAACAAGCUGAACCGGCGAGCACUAGAAGGGUACGAGAAGGAACUAGGUGUACAUCAUCCACAUACACUAACAAGCGUGGGAAACCUAGCAUUAAUACUGCAAAGUCAGGGGAAGUAUGACGACGCAGAGAAACUGAACCGGCGAGCGCUAGAAGGGUAUGAGAAGGAACUAGGUGUACAUCACCCACGUACGCUAACAAGCGUGGGAAACCUAGCAUCAGUACUCCGAGAUCAGGGGAGGUACGACGAAGCAAAGAAGCUGAACCGGCGAGCGCUAGAAGGGUACGAGAAGGAGCUAGGUGUACAUCACCUAAGUACCCUAACAAGCGUGGGAAACCUGGCAUUAAUACUUCAAAGUCAGGGGAAGUACGACGAAGCCGAGAGGCUGAGCCGGCGAGCACUAGAAGGGUACGAGAAGAGGCUAGGUGUACAUCACCCAUGUACGCUAACAGGUGUGGGAAACUUAGCAUUAAUACUUCAAGGUCAGGGGAAGUAUGACGAUGCAGAGAAGCUGAACCGGCGAGCGCUGGAAGGGUACGAGAAGGAGCUAGGUGUACAUCACCCACGUACGCUAACAAGCGUGGGAAACCUAGCGAACAUACUGCGGGACCAGGGGAAGUACGACGACGCAGAGAAGCUGAACCGGCGAGCGCUAGAAGGGUACGAGAAGGAGCUAGGUGUACAUCACCCACGUACGCUAACAAGCGUGGGAAACCUAGCGAACAUACUGCGGUACCAGGGGAAGUACGACGAAGCAGAGAAGCUACACCGGCGAGCCCUAUAGGGAGAGAAAAGAGGCCCAGAAAGGGCCAUACACAUUGAAUUCCGUUUACGACCUGGCGUACCUUCUACAUAAGCAGAAGCGGUAUAAGGAGGCGACAGAGCUAUACCAGCGAGCGUGCAAUGGUUUCGAACAUAUACUCGGCUCUCACCACCCAAGAAUUAUUGCGUAUCUCAACCAUUAUACCACCACGCAACAAGAAGCAAAACAAAGCUAUCGCCUCCAGUGAGCAGUGGAACGAACAGCAAAAAGGUGAUCACUCUAGGUGUGACUAAAUGGACUAUUACGAAGAGGGUAUUUGAAGCGGAGGCAGCCUGGAGUAUAUUUUAUUCUAAAUAUGUGAGCUGGAUCCCGGCGCAUCGAAGAUCGAUUUCCAGCUUCUGCUUAUAUUUCGGCUCUUUACGAGCAGGAAUGCAAUCGCAAUAACUUUGUGUACCAAAGAAUAUAAGUUUAGAGACAUUGCUUUUGGCGCCAUGCCUUUCGGCUCAUCAUAGGUUAAAG